CUGUAAGUGGUAACUUGAUUUCUUGUCGCGCGUAGAGGGUUAUAGAGCAACUCUGCUUACAUAAGUAGGCUACAUAACAUGCCAGUAAGGUUCGCGGGCUCGAGGCUCAAUAUCGCAGGUCCUGCAGGGUCCAAGACUAAGGUCCCCUCACGUUUGUCCUUCGCUGAAACCUGCUACCCACAACGACUGUGUAUCACGUUGUUUCUUUUGUUCUUUGCCAGACCCAUAGAGCUCACCCUUUGAAGUACCGUCCUGCAGUCUCGCCGUCUGGGACGCUAGGCAAAAGAUGUGGCUAUUAGACGUAGAAGCUGUCCUUGAGCGGGAAAAGGUUCCACGAAGAGUGGGUUCGAAAAUCGAGGUCCUGAGAGAACUCGAUGUCAAGACAAGCUAUGCCAUACUUUCACAUCGCUGGAAAACUGAGGUCACUUACGAGGAGAUGACUGGGCUCAUCAGGAUGAACUCGCGGAAGAGGGUUGACGUCAGGGAGCGCGACGGCUACCAGAAGAUUAUCAAGAGUUGCGAACAGGCCAAGAAGGAUGGUUACGAGUGGUUGUGGAUCGAUACAUGUUGCAUUGACAGGCGGAGUAGUGCGGAACUCUCAGAGGCGAUCAAUUCAAUGUAUCAAUGGUACCGCAACUCGCAGAAGUGCUAUGUAUACUUCCACGACGUCGAGGAGUCGGUCUUUCCCACCAAUCAAGAUUUCCGGAGGUUUGGGGGGUCCAACGGUUGGCCAGAGUGGUUCUCGCGAAGUUGGACACUCCAGGAGCUCAUUGCUCCGAAGAAAGUGGAGUUCUUCAACAAGCGCUGGGAGUCCAUUGGCACGAAACAGGAGCGGAUAUCCACACUAGAGGAUAUCACGCAAAUUCCGUGGGACGUUCUGAUGUGGGGCCCGUCGCAUUUGGGCCGGCGUAAUGUUGCUCAAGUGAUGUCUUGGGCCGCUGACCGAAAAACGAUGCGAGUGGAGGAUCGAGCGUAUUCGCUGCUAGGCUUGUUCGGUGUGAACAUGCCAAUACUGUACGGCGAGGGCUCAAAAGCAUUCCAGAGGCUCCAGAAAGAGAUCAUCCGUGUAUCUGGUGAUCACAGCAUAUUUGCAUGGAAUCCAAGGGGACGGUUCAGGCGGCACGCGAGUGUCCUGGCAGAUGACCCGAGCUGCUUCCGGGGCUGUCAUGACAUAAAAUGCCUGGAUCACUCCACGUUCAUCAAAGAACUAGAAGCAUUUAUGCGCCGGAGCGGACUCGAUGUGGACGUAGACCGCGACAAGAUUGAACCGUUGUGGCACGGUGUGGAGUCCCCUCAACUUUUCAGAUUCAAUGUUACCAAUCUGGGCAUCCAAGUCUGGUUGCCCGCCGUACCCAAGAGUCGCAAUAGCGGUAAGCAAGGCUUCAAGGCCAUACUGCCGUGUCGUGACCGCUAUGGAAACCUGAUCACCAUCGACCUCACAUCCCACGGACUUACCUUUGGCAGGUCUUGGGGUUUAGACACACCAAACACAUGGCCGGAACUCAGGUCGCUCUGUCUUGAUUGCUCUCAAGACACUGAGGAGGACUACCAUCAGCUUAGGCUCCAUGACAGGCGCACCUCGUGGCGUGGUUUCACCCGUCGUGUCGCCCUCCCGGACGAGAUUGCAGGUGAUACAGUCACAUUCUCACAAGGGAACACUCUCGUCGUCUUAGUCUACACCAAUAACGAUGCCAGAAUUCGCUUUGCAGUUGGACUUGCACACUACCUUGGUAAAUUGUGGGCACGCGUGAUCUGCUCCACGAAUCCAGAGGUCCAGUCAUCGUGGGCCGACUUUGCCAAGCAAGCAUAUGGAAUCCUGUGGAAUGCACCUAUCGACAAUUCCUUUUUUGACACAGAUUCUAUUCAAAAGGUACAUAUUCCCCAAUCCAUUUGGGAUGCAAGCAUUAUCCGUGGCAACAGCGAUACAAAUGUGAUGAUUGAUAUCGAACAAUGUCCUGGUUGUUGUACUGGGCGGCUUGAAUACAUAUAUACGCCUGUGGAUUGCAAGCUAUGGCUCCCGCGGGCAAAUGGAUACAGUUCGGAUGGAUUUGAGUUAAUACUGAAUGGGCAAUUUGCAUUGCUUGACAAGUAUUCUGGUCAACAGAUUGCGGCGAUUAUGGCGACCUAUAUGUGAAUUUCAAACGUCGCGGGAAUGUAUUCGAAGA
Molecule: messenger RNA, 2165 nt
Organism: Pisolithus orientalis
Lineage: Eukaryota; Fungi; Basidiomycota; Agaricomycetes; Boletales; Pisolithaceae
Product: heterokaryon incompatibility protein-domain-containing protein
Exons: 4
Coding region: 287-2134 (615 amino acids)
Source: RefSeq, a predicted model, not a curated record